This is a messenger RNA of Tinamus guttatus (white-throated tinamou), 2631 nucleotides long. RefSeq lists its product as uncharacterized. The record is from RefSeq and is a predicted model, not a curated record. NCBI's taxonomy places the organism in Eukaryota, Metazoa, Chordata, Aves, Tinamiformes, Tinamidae. Gene Ontology annotation, biological process: regulation of translational fidelity. Gene Ontology annotation, cellular component: cytoplasm. Gene Ontology annotation, molecular function: double-stranded RNA binding; tRNA binding; nucleotidyltransferase activity.
AUGGCAGUCAGAAAAGCUGACUCACUGCAUUACUCCAUAGGGCUCUUGGGCAUUUCCGCAGGAUCGCUCUUACUGACUGUGCACUUCUACACUGUAAGCAGAGCAGCCCCUCUCAUCCCCAGCACAGCUUUAGGAAUCCUUCUGCUGAUUUUAUCAUCUCUUUUGGCAUAUGCAGGAAUUCGGAGAAGCCUAAGAAAUGCCUCCCUGUUCUUGUCUCUCUGCCUGACCAUCUCAGUGUCCUGGUGCAGCUAUGGAAUGGUCUUCAUCCUAGGAGGGCAAGGAGUUUUGAAUGACACUGGUGACUUCCGCAAUGCCUUGGUGCCUGGCCUGGUCACAUUUACUCUGGCACUACUCAUUAUUGCAGUGGUGGGCUUCCUUCACAGGGAGGUCAUCCUAGCUAUGAUUGCUUUUGCUGUGUCCUUUGCCAGUGCUCAUGAAAUUGCCAUGCACUAUAACAUAGCUUUUGGUUCCCCUGCUGUUGCUUGCAAUUACAUGAUUGCCUGUUUGGUUGGAGGAUAUUUUGCGCUGGGAAGGUUUCUUUAUUUCCUCACCAAAGAGAAAAUUGUACUUCCUGGCACAGAUCCAUCUAAGAAUAAGACCCAUGAACAGGUCAAGUCCACCAGUGGCAGCAUGAAUCAUUUUGCAACCACAGGUCUGACCUUGAACAUGCUGUCUGCCAGCGUCUUUGGCUGUAGGCUCCUGGGUGUAACAAGCAAACUAUUUAUCGGUCAGGUGCCCUGGCUCUGGACCUCUGGGGUCUAUCAGAUCGGAAUAUGCAUUUUAUCCUACCGUGCCAUGGAUACACUGAUGGCUACAUUCUUUGGUUUUACUUCCAUCUUGAAAUUUGCUGCAGGAUAUAGCCUUCUGUAUCCAAUCUGGCAGUCAGAGGAGCCAUCUUUCGCUAUUCCAUUUCUGGUAGUUUUUGCAAUUCUUUUUGCUAUCUUGGCUCUCUUUCUCAUGCUUAAGAGUAUAGUGGAUGGCCUGUAUUUGCUGUUUUAUGUGGCUUACUGCAUUGCAAUAGCUUGUUGUCCCAAGGGAUUUUUUGAAGGAGGACCCCAAGGCAUGGAUGUGGCCAUCUUUGUGGCCACAGCCUUGAUGACCCUAAUUUACCAGUACAAUACAAAAGAAAAUGCCAUAGUCCCAACAGGAAAAGGUGUUGUGAAGGCCUUACUUGCUCGCAGCAGUUUUCUGAAGCUUCGAGAAGGGGCAGACCUUCACGCUCCCUAUCUAGGCUAUUCCAAGUAUGCAGAUGCUGAAGUACUUGGCUAUGCAUGCAGUGUCCUUGCUUCUUUCGCUAUAAUGAUAACAGGGGACCCAAAGACUCCACUUGCCACUGUUGUAGUUCCAUGGGUUGUGGUAGCUGGUGGGAUCCUUAAGUUUCUAAGUGGCUCAGUGGCCUUUGCCCGUGGUAAAACCCUGGAGAGCAGUGCCUUCAUUCUCUAUGGUGUCAUGUGGAUCAUCUGGGGCUUGACAAGAUAUGGUGGCCUCUAUGGCACUACCAGAAGCUUCCACACAGCAGUGGGCAUCGUUGCUUUCAUGCUCUUCAAUGGCUUCAUUGUCUUCUGCACACUCUUCUUAAGCAUCACCUGGUUCUUUUACUCCCUCACUUUCUUGCUCAUCACCAUCAGCUUCUUGCUGGAUGCCAUCAAUGCUCUUCCAGCUGGCUAUGACAUUGCUGCUGCUCUCAUCUUUGGCCUGGUCAGCUUCUACUGCUUCCUGUCUGCCCUUUUCAACAGCAUCUUUGAAGGUUCCUGCUUACCCAUGGGUAGGCCCAUUGUGCAACUCAGUGGUGUGGGGGGAGGAAUGAGCAAGUGCCUUCAUCUUCCUGCCAGAAAAGCUUCCUCAGUCAAGAGAAUUGCAGAUAUCCUGAAGAAUGGAGGGACCUGCGGCAUCCCCACAGAUACUGUAUAUGUGCUUGUGGCAGCCUGUAAUAGACCUGAUGCUGUGGAGAAAGCUCACAACUCCAAGCACCAGGCACAAGAGCGUCCCAUGUCACUUUGGAUUUCUAGCCUGAAGCAGCUGGAACCUGCAAAGCAUUUGUUCACCCCUCUACUCUGGGACUUCAUGGAGGCUGCCUGGCCAUCUCCUAUUAGUUUGGUUAUUCCCAGAGGAGAAUGGGUGGACUUUCUGGGAAUGAAGGACUCUGCAAAAUACGUUGGUACCCCUCAGAGCAUCGCCAUCCGCAUUCCUGACUGCUCUGUCACCACACACCUCAUUGACUUGGUUGGCCCCAUUGUGGUAACAUCAGCUAACCCAACAGGAGAAGCAGACACAACACAUCACAACCAAGUAUAUGCCAAGCUAGGAGAUAAGGUGGAUGCAGUUCUUUGUGAUGGGCCUUCUCCAGAGAACAUUGCAUCCACUGUUGUGGACUGCACCAAAAUCAACAGUGGAAACAUAGGUUUCUUCAGGGUUGGUAUCAUCCCGAAGUCUCAGGUGCUGCAGAUACUGGAGCAGGUGCAGAAGAAAUACACGUUGCUUCACAGCAACGGCCCUGUCAUUGCAAAAGGCCAGGAGGAGCACAUGAACCAUAGCCAUGCUGUUCCCAAUGGGGCAGGUAUGGCUGUCUCAGAAGAAACAGUACUGGGGCAGUCCACUGAUGACAUCUGUGAGAGCCACACUCGGCUCUGA